ACCAUAAAAAGCCUUCCUCCCUCUGCAUCUGUGUGUUGCAGUUGGUACCAUCCCGUUUUUAUCAGCGUGUUUUAACCCCGAUUUUAAUCUGCUUGUAUUUUACUGCUUUAGCACCUCUCCUUCAACUUGAAAUGCCUACCAAGACCUCAGUGCAUCUACCCGAGGAUGUCAGGGAAAGGCUGCAGGUGUUGGAUAAUGAUGGAGAUAACUUGUCCGAUGAGGAAUGUGUGAAGGAGAAGCUCAAGUUGGUGAAGGAGUUUCUGCUUAGUGACACUCAGGAUCAGCUGAAGAGUCUGGAGUCCCAGCUGAGCAGCAAGGAGCUGACCACGGAGGGGUACAUUACUGCUGUGAAGGCGGUCUUGAAGCAGGCGGUCAGCACGGACAAACACGGCCAUGGGGACGGCGUGGAGGAGAACGGCAAGGCCAACGGCCACGGAGAGAACGGCGUCCACAAAGAUGGGGAGGAGGAGGAAGGGGACUCAACCAUGGAAUCCCAGGAGGAAGGGGACAAUAUGAAGUCCCCAAGUGCCCCCAAGGGCAGAGGCCGCAAGAGCAAGUCCGAACCCAAAAAGUCUCCUGGAGGGGCAAGGGCCACUCGCAACUCUGGAAACCAACCAACCAUCUUAUCCAUGUUCUCAAGAGUCCCAAAGCGGAAGUCUGAUGAGAUGGAAAAUGGAGACGACACAAAUGGUGACGCAGCGGCAGCAGCAGAGAAGACUCCGGAAGACGACGCCGAAGAAGUCCACGAAGAAAAGCGCAUUAAAUUGGAAACGGAUGACAAGCCAGUGACAAGGGAAUCAACAAAGGAAUCAACCACUGAAGCCAAGCCUGUGGCUCCUGCCAAGACACCACCCCCUAAGUGCACUGACUGCAGACAGUACCUGGACGAUGCAGACCUCAAGUUCUUCCAGGGAGACCCAGACGAUGCUCUGGACGAGCCAGAGAUGUUGACGGAUGAGCGGCUGUCCCUCUUCGACAACAAUGCGGACGGCUUCGAGAGCUACGAGGAACUGCCCCAGCACAAAAUCACCAACUUCAGUGUGUAUGACAAACGUGGUCACCUGUGUCCCUUUGACUCUGGCCUCAUUGAGAAGAACGUGGAGCUCUACUUCAGCUGCUCCGUCAAGCCCAUUUACGAUGACAACCCUUGCAUGGAUGGUGGUGUGCCUGCUAAGAAGCUGGGUCCCAUUAACGCCUGGUGGAUCACUGGCUUCGACGGUGGAGAAAAGGCACUUAUCGGGUUCACAACAGCGUUUGCGGACUAUGUGCUGAUGGACCCUAGUGAGGAGUACUCUGGCAUCUUCGCCCUCAUGCAGGAGAAGAUCUACAUGAGCAAGAUCGUGGUGGAGUUCCUGCAGAAGAACCCAGACGUCACCUAUGAGGACCUGCUCAACAAGAUCGAGACCACAGUGCCCCCUGCUGGCCUCAACUUCAACCGCUUCACGGAGGACACCCUGCUGCGCCACGCCCAGUUUGUGGUGGACCAGGUGGAGAGCUAUGAUGAGGCCGGGGACUCUGACGAGCAGCCCAUCAUCGUCACGCCCUGCAUGAGGGACCUCAUCAAGCUGGCCGGGGUCACCCUGGGCAAGAGGCGAGCGGCCAGGAGGCAAGCCAUCCGCCACCCCACCAAGAUCGAGAAGGACAGCAAGGGUCCCACGAGGGCCACCACCACCAAGCUGGUCUGGCAGAUCUUCGACACCUUCUUCUCAGGCCAGAUCGACCAGAACAAGGAGGACGGUGGCGUCAAGAGGCAGCGCUGUGGCGUUUGUGAGGUGUGUCAGUCUCCUGACUGUGGCAAGUGCACUGCCUGCAAGGACAUGCUGAAGUUUGGUGGCAGUGGCCGCAGCAAGCAAGCCUGCACAAAGAGAAGGUGUCCCAACCUGGCGGUGAAGGAAGCGGAGGAGGACGAGAACAUUGAGGAAGAGGAGCUGCUGCCUCCGCCCAAGCCCGCCUCUAAGGACAAGGACAAGAAGAAAAAGAAGUCCCAGAGCAAGAAGUCCUGGGUGGGAGAGCCUGUCCGGGUGGAGGGUAAGAAAAAGUACUACAUGAAGGUGCGUGUGGAUGACGUGGUACUGGAAGUGGGAGACUGCGUGUCUGUCAGUCCUGAUGACCCAUCCAGGCCCCUCUACCUGGCCAGGAUCACCUCGUUGUGGGAGGAGGACGAGAAGAUGUUCCAUGCCCACUGGUUCUCCCGCGGCACCGAGACUGUUCUGGGCGAGACGUCGGACCCCCAGGAGCUGUUCCUGGUGGACGAGUGCGAGAACAUGAACCUCAGCUACAUCCACGGCAAGGUCAACGUGGUCUACAAGGCGCCCUCCGCAGACUGGUUCUUGGAGGGUGGUGUGGACCAAGAGGACAAGUUUGUUGAGGACGACGGCGUCAGCUUCUUCUACCAGCUGUGGUAUGAGCCAGACGUCGCCCGCUUCGAGACGCCUCCCAAGGUGGAGCCGGCAGAAGACUGCAAAUACAAGUUCUGUGCCAGCUGCACACGCAGUGCUGAGCGUGAGGAGCGGGAGACCCCUCGUGCCUUCGAACCCCUGCAGGAGCAGGACAGCGACUCCAAGACCUUCUACGCCAUGGCCUGCCUGAUGGGAGACCAGUUCCGCGUGGGAGACGCCGUCUACCUGCCCCCGGACUCCUUCGACUUCAGUGUGAAGGCGGCGAGCCCCAUGAAGCGUCCUCAGAGGAAGGAUGACGUGGACGAGGAGCUGUACCCAGAGUACUACAGGAAGUCCUCCGACUACAUCAAGGGCUCCAACCUGGACGCUCCGCAGCCCUACCGCAUCGGGCGCAUCAAGGAGAUCUUCUGCAACAAGCGCAGCAACAACAAGAGCAACACGGCCGAGGUCAAACUGCGCCUCUACAAGCUCUACAGGCCAGAGAACACCCACAAGGGCCAGAAGGGAGGCUACCACACGGACAUCAACCAGCUGUAUUGGAGCGACGAGGAGGUGACUGUGGAGAUGUCGGAGGUGAUGGGCCGCUGCCGGGUGGAGUACGGGGAGGACCUGGUGGAGAGCCUGCAGGACUACUGCACUGGGGGACCAGACCGCUUCUACUUCAUGGAGGCGUACAAUGCAAGGACCAAGAGCUUUGAGGAUCCACCCAACCAUGCUCGCUCUGUGGUCAACAAGGGCAAGGGGAAAGGCAAAGGGAAAGGGAAGGGCAAAGGGAAGGCUGCAGCGUCCACCCAGGACAAUGUGGAGGCGGAGUCGGCUCAGGAGCAGAGGGUCCCCAAGCUGCGCACGCUGGACGUCUUCUCAGGCUGCGGAGGCCUCUCAGAGGGAUUCCAUCAAGCUGGCAUCUCUGAGACUCUGUGGGCCAUCGAGAUGUGGGACCCGGCAGCGCAGGCCUUCCGCCUCAACAACCCCGGCACCACGGUGUUCACGGAGGACUGCAACGUGCUGCUCAAGCUGGUGAUGGCCGGCGAGAAGACCAACUCCCUGGGCCAGAAGCUGCCCCAGAAGGGCGACGUGGAGAUGCUGUGCGGAGGCCCCCCCUGCCAAGGCUUCAGCGGCAUGAACCGCUUCAACUCCCGCACCUACUCCAAGUUCAAGAACUCCCUGGUGGUGUCCUACCUCAGUUACUGUGACUACUACCGGCCCAAGUUCUUCCUGCUUGAGAACGUGAGGAACUUUGUGUCAUUCAAGCGCUCCAUGGUCCUCAAGCUCACCCUGCGCUGCCUGGUCAGGAUGGGGUACCAGUGCACCUUCGGAGUGCUGCAGGCUGGCCAGUACGGCGUGGCCCAGACGCGGCGCAGGGCCAUCAUCCUGGCAGCAGCCCCUGGAGAGAAGCUGCCGCGCUACCCAGAGCCCCUGCACGUCUUCGCACCCCGCGCCUGCUCACUCAACGUGGUCGUGGACGACAGGAAAUACGUCUCAAACGUCACCAGGGGUAACGGCGGUAUCUACCGAACCAUCACGGUGAGGGACACCAUGUCAGACCUGCCAGAGAUCCGCAACGGGGCCGCUGCUCUGGAGAUCUCCUACAACGGGGAGCCCCAGUCCUGGUUCCAGAGGCACAUCAGGGGCUCCCAGUACCAGCCCAUCCUCAGGGACCACAUAUGCAAGGACAUGAGUGCGCUGGUGGCGGCCCGCAUGCGGCACAUCCCGCUGGCGCCGGGCUCCGAUUGGAGGGACCUGCCCAACAUGGAGGUGCGGCUGAAGGACGGCACCAACACCAAGAAGCUGCGCUACACGCACCCCGACAAGAAGAACGGCCGCAGCAGCACCGGGGCACUACGCGGCGUCUGCACCUGCGCUGGAGGAAAGUCGUGUGACCCAGCCGACAGACAGUUCAACACGCUGAUCCCCUGGUGCCUGCCCCACACGGGCAACCGCCACAACCACUGGGCCGGCCUGUACGGAAGACUGGAGUGGGACGGCUUCUUCAGCACCACCGUCACCAACCCAGAGCCUAUGGGCAAGCAGGGUCGAGUCCUGCAUCCGGAGCAGCAUCGCGUGGUGAGCGUGAGGGAGUGUGCCCGCUCGCAGGGAUUCCCAGACACAUACCGCUUCUUUGGAAACGUCCUGGAUAAACACAGACAGGUUGGAAACGCUGUGCCUCCCCCACUGUCCAAAGCCAUCGGUCUGGAGAUCAAGAAAUGCGUCCAGGAACGGGUGAAGGAGAACGGAACAGAACCUGUAAAACAGGAGAAAAUGGAGACCUCCGAAUGAAGCCUUCUGUGCUUCGGUCGCACCAAUUGAAUUGUACUAUAAUCAAAUAGCCUGGAGCCUCUGCCUCAGGCUCUGCUGCUUAUCCGUGCAGUGUGUCAUCGCCACACAUUUUUAAUGUUUCUUUUUUUCUAAAUGUGAUUUUAAAAUCGAUGUAUUUACAAAUGUCCACUCCAUGCCAGAGUAAUGAACAUGUAGUUAUGUUUUUGUAUGUUGGAAAUAUUUCAAUUAAAAGCUCUUAUUAAAUGUUUUAACCGAA
This is a messenger RNA of Engraulis encrasicolus (European anchovy), 4932 nucleotides long. It is a transcript of the gene dnmt1, whose product is annotated as DNA (cytosine-5-)-methyltransferase 1. The transcript is spliced from 34 exons. The record is from RefSeq and is a predicted model, not a curated record. Gene Ontology annotation, biological process: negative regulation of gene expression via chromosomal CpG island methylation. Gene Ontology annotation, molecular function: DNA (cytosine-5-)-methyltransferase activity; zinc ion binding; DNA binding. Lineage: Eukaryota; Metazoa; Chordata; Actinopteri; Clupeiformes; Engraulidae. Gene Ontology annotation, cellular component: nucleus. The coding region runs from base 132 to 4676 and encodes 1514 amino acids.